Ilex paraguariensis (yerba mate) is the source of this 3232-nucleotide messenger RNA. Lineage: Eukaryota; Viridiplantae; Streptophyta; Magnoliopsida; Aquifoliales; Aquifoliaceae. The record is from the annotation of a GenBank genome assembly.
AAUCACCGCCACAUCGUAACUCAUUGUUCCGCGAAGUAAGCUAUGUUACCCCAAAAGUAUUAUUGCGGAAUGUUAGAAAUAGAAACAUUGAAAAUUUCCUAGUAUAAAACAGACGCUUUUUUCCCUCCAUCAUCUCUCCAAAGUUAGAGUAGACAUUGAAGAGGCACACACAUUCAGAGAGAGGGAGAGAAAGAGUUUCAGAAACCCUAACGAAUUAGUGCCAUCGCAAGGUCAUUUGUUCAGGUAAAAAAUGGAGAAAUCUAGUAAGGAGGAGGAAGGUGAGUCCCCUCCUUUGCCCCCACCGCCACCAGUUGUAUCACAAAAUGUGAAAACUGAACAAGUGGACCAGCCAAAGCGUUCAAUAAUAAGUAGGCGUGGGUUUGGGACUGCUGGGAAACGCAUUACUUUGCUGACAAACCACUUCAAAGUUGCUGUCAAAUCUCCUGAUGAAAUAUUCUACCAGUAUAGUGUUUCUAUUAGUUCUGAAGAUAAGAGAGCUGUGGACGGCAAGGGCAUUGGCAGAAAAAUCAUUGACAAACUUUACCAAACGUACUCUUCUGAACUUGCUGGGAACAGAUUUGCAUAUGAUGGAGAUAAGACUCUGUAUACAGUAGGGCCUCUUCCACAGAAUAAUUUUGAGUUCACGGUGGUUCUUGAGGACUCUUUUGCAAAGCAUGGGAGUCCUCCUCACAAUGGGAGCCCCGGUGAGUAUGGUAAAAGGUCAAAGCGUUCUUUCCAGUCAAAAGCUUUUACCGUUGAGAUCAGCUAUGCUGCUAAAAUACCUCUGAAGUCCAUUUCUCUUUCUCUCCAAGGAGCUGAUCCGGAUAAUGUUCAGGAUGCACUAAGGGUGCUUGAUGUUAUUUUAAGACAGCAAGCAGCUAAUAGGGGUUGUCUUUUGGUAAGACAGUCAUUCUUUCAUAAUGACUUAAGGAACUUCACUGAUGUUGGAGGAGGUGUCACUGGCUGCCGGGGGUUCCAUUCCAGCUUUCGUCCAACUCAUGGUGGUUUGUCACUUAAUAUGGAUGUUUCUACAACUAUGAUCCUGACGCCUGGACCUGUUAUUGAUUUUCUGCUAGCUAACCAAAAUGCACGUGAACCCCGUUACAUUGACUGGGCAAAGGCUAAAAGAAUGCUAAAAAACAUGAGGAUUAAGACAAGGCACAUAAACAGAGAGUUCAAGAUCAUAGGUUUGAGUGAAAAGCCUUGCAAUCAGCAAUUUUUUCCAUUGAAAGUGAAAAACAGUGAAGGUGCCUAUGAUGAAGGACAGACUACGGAGAUUACGGUGUACGAGUAUUUCACCAAACAUCGGAACAUUGAACUUACUUUUUCCGCAUAUAUGCCUUGCCUUGAUGUUGGUAAACCGAAACGACCAAACUAUCUACCACUGGAGCUUUGUUCGUUGGUGUCUCUUCAGCGUUACACAAAGGCAUUAUCUUCAGUCCAGAGAACAUCUUUGGUUGAAAAGUGUAGGCAAAAGCCUCAGGAGAGAAUGAGAGUUGUAACUGAUGCUAUGAAGAACUACCGUUAUGAUGAUGAUCCCUUCCUUGUUGCUUGCGGCAUUUCAAUUGAGAAACAACUCACAGAAGUGGAUGGUCGGGUCCUAGAGGCACCCAAGUUGAAAGUUGGUAAUAGUGAAGAUUGCUUCCCACGUAAUGGACGAUGGAACUUCAACAACAAGCAUCUUUUAACCCCUAUCCGUAUAGAACGUUGGGCUGUUGUCAAUUUCUCUGCACGCUGUGAUACAAGUCAUCUGUCACGGGAACUCAUUAACUGUGGAAGGAACAAGGGCAUUCAUAUUGAACGCCCACAUACACUAAUUGAGGAAGAUCCACAGCAUAGAAGAGCUGGCCCUGUGGUACGAGUAGAUAAGAUGUUUGAACAGAUUACUGCGAGGCUCCCUGGUCCCCCUCAGUUUCUUCUUUGUGUCUUGCCAGAGCGGAAAAACUCUGAUAUAUAUGGACCCUGGAAGAAGAAAAGUUUGAGCGAUUUUGGGAUUCCCACUCAAUGUAUUUCUCCUUAUAAAAUCAAUGACCAGUACUUGACAAAUGUGCUUCUUAAAAUCAAUACCAAGCUUGGAGGGACUAAUUCUUUGUUGGCAAUAGAACACUUAUCUUGUAUUCCCCUGAUAAAAGAUACUCCAACAAUGAUUCUGGGGAUGGAUGUCUCGCAUGGAUCUCCUGGUCGAUCAGAUAUCCCGUCUAUUGCAGCGGUUGUUGGAUCUCGAUCUUGGCCAUUGAUAUCAAGGUAUAGGGCAGCUGUACGAACACAAUCAUCAAAGGUGGAGAUGAUUGAAUCCUUGUUCAAACCUGCCGCAAAUGGGAAGGAUGACGGCAUUAUGAGGGAACUUCUUAUGGAUUUCUAUAAUUCAAGCAAUGGACGCAAACCAGCUCAUAUCAUUGUCUUCAGGGAUGGAGUGAGCGAAUCCCAAUUUAAUCAAGUUUUGAACUACGAGCUUGAUCAAAUGAUAAAGGCUUACCAGCAUCUUGGUGAGGUUGACGUGCCCAAGUUCACAGUGAUUGUGGCUCAGAAGAAUCACCACACAAAGUUGUUUCAAGCUGGUGCAAAUGAGAAUGUUCCCCCAGGUACUAUUGUGGACACAAAAGUUGUGCAUCCAAGACAUUAUGAUUUUUACAUGUGUGCCCAAGCUGGGAUGAUUGGAACUUCUCGCCCAGCCCACUAUCACGUCUUGCUGGAUGAGAUGGGUUUCUCUCCUGAUGACCUGCAGAAUCUCAUUCAUUCACUGUCUUAUGUGUACCAACGGAGUACAACUGCAAUUUCAAUUGGUAUUUUCAUGCAAAUUUACUAAAUGUUGCAUUCUUUUCUUAAUGUUUUUCUAAGAAAAAAAAGGUUAGCAAUUACUGUGAUUAAUAUACAACUACUUCUACCUCUCACUGUUUUCCUUUCUCCAGUUGCACCUGUAUGCUAUGCCCACCUUGCAGCCCAACAAAUGGGGCAAUUUUUGAAGUUUGAGGAUUUCUCAGAAACCUCUUCUGGACAGAAAAGUCUCACAUCAGUAGGGACAGCCCUUGUUCCUGACCUGCCCAAAUUGCAUGAGAACGUCGAGAGCUCGAUGUUCUUUUGUUGAGGUGAUAUUCUCCUAGGCAUAAAUACCAAUCAUUUGAUUAGUUCUGCAACUUCGUACAUAAUUUGGUGGUAUAGGACACAAGCGACCCCAAGUUUUUAUUGUAAGUGGGGUAUAGAAGAGGGUAAUUAUUCAAAAAAGAACUACUUU